UCUCUCUCUCUCUCUCUCUCUCUCUCUCUCUCUCUCUCUCUCUCUCCCUCUCUCUCUCCCAGACACACACAGACUGCUGCGUUUUUAUCACUUAUAAGAAUAUAGUUAGUUUUUUCUUUACUCCGUUCUUUACCGAUAUGAAGUCUUUACACAAAGCGCUUUUGAACAAAGACGUGUGUGAGCGCGUGAGGCGGAGAGAAGCGCUGUAAAGCCUCUUCAUCAUCACUGGACCGGUGUGUGCGCGCGCGCGGACAUGUGCUACAUUUACCGGCAAUAAACAACUAACAAAAUGAAGAAACUUCGGAGAACUUUAUCAGAAAGCUUCCGCCGCGUAGCUUUAAAGAAAGAGGAUGCCAUUUUUGAUGAGAUAUGUGUCUCCAACAUGUCCAGUCACGGGUGCCAGAGUUCGGACUCACUCUUCAGGCCCCUGGAUUCAAUCCCUGAAGAACGGCGAGCGCGAGUCCAGCGCACUCAGAGCGGCUUCGAGCCCUUUGAUAAGCAGACAAGUCAGGUGAAGAGAGUGCACUCGGAGAACAACGCCUGCAUCAACGCCUCGGGGAGCAACACACAUGUAGAGUCACCUAAACUUCGCCGUCACUCCAGCCCUAGUUCCCCGACCAGCCCAAAGUUUGGGAAGGUUGAUUCCUAUGAGAAACUGGAGAAACUUGGGGAGGGUUCAUAUGCCACUGUUUACAAGGGGAAGAGCAAGGUGAAUGGGAAGCUGGUGGCUCUUAAGGUGAUUCGGCUACAGGAGGAGGAGGGAACACCGUUCACUGCUAUUAGAGAGGCAUCUCUCCUGAAGGGUCUGAAACAUGCAAAUAUUGUCCUGCUACAUGACAUCAUACACACCAAGGAAACACUCACACUCGUCUUUGAAUAUGUGCACACAGACUUAUGUCAGUAUAUGGAUAAACACUCCGGGGGGCUCCACCCUGAAAAUGUCAGACUUUUUCUGUUCCAGUUGUUGCGAGGUUUGUCCUACAUCCAUCAGCGCUUCAUCUUGCACCGAGACCUCAAACCUCAAAACCUGCUGAUCAGUGAGAGUGGUGAACUGAAACUGGCUGAUUUUGGUCUGGCUCGUGCUAAAUCUGUUCCCAGUCAUACAUACUCUAAUGAGGUGGUUACUUUGUGGUACCGACCCCCAGACGUUCUCCUUGGUUCUACUGAAUAUUCCACCUGCCUGGACAUGUGGGGCGUCGGCUGUAUCUUUAUCGAGAUGAUCCAAGGCGUGGCUGCCUUUCCUGGUAUGAAGGAUGUGCAGGAUCAGCUGGAGAGGAUCUUUCUGGUACUUGGUACUCCAUCUGAAGAAACAUGGCCAGGUGUUCACUCACUUCCUCACUUCAAACCAGAUCGGUUUCCCGUGUAUAGCGCUAAAAAACUUAGACAGGCCUGGAACAAGUUAGGUCAUGUGGAUCAUGCUGAAGAUUUAGCCUUCAGAUUUCUGCAGUGUUUCCCAAAGAAGCGUCUUUCUGCUCACACGGCGCUGCAGCACGAGUUCUUCAACCAGCUUAACUCUAAACUGCAGGAACUUUCAGACAUGUCCUCCAUCUUCUCUGUGUCGAGUUUGAAACUGCAGCCAGAGAUGAACAUCACCAACAUCAAAACACACAGCAAAGGAGCUUCAUGUGAUAAACACUGACAGGUUGCUUUCCCUCUGUGUUCCACCAGGGUGGAGGACAUAAAGGAAGCAGUCUGCUCUGUUUAAAAUUAUUCCUUCCUACAUUUUGUGUGUUUUGUGUGUGUGUGUGUGUAAACAGGGGAAUCUCACACUUAAUGUUAUUCUUUUUAUUUUUUUCAUUAAAAUGUUUACACAUUGUUAAUAGAGAGAACACACACAGUCGUGUGAAUAGAUGUGUAUUAUGAGAAUGUAUGUACAGAAAAUUUUCUGAAUCUUAUUUCCUAUUCUGGCUCUGCCACUGACCCCGCCUUCACCACUGACCCCGCCUUCACCACCGACCCCGCCUUCACCACUGACCCCGCCUUCACCACUGACCCCGCCUCACUCUGUGAUUAGCCAGUUCACAUGCACACUUCUUAUACACACACGUACAAUAAUAAUAACAUUGAUGCUGAUGAAGCAAUGAGUGACACACACAUAUAUCUGUGUGUGUGUGAGUAAUACAGGCAAUAUACAAAUGUGGUGCUACACCAUGUGGUUAGAUUAUGUUCUUUCUGACUGCAACACACUUUGAGACCAGAACUGACUAAAUCACAGCAGACUGAUUUGUUGUGUUUGUGUUUAAUCGAGAGCUUCCUGUGUUUCAGAGCUGUGUGUGGAGUUAUGUGAAGUGCACAACACACACACUUAUAAGAUAUACAGUAAUAAAACAAUACAGUAAGAACAGCAAUGAAAUGUCCAGCACUGUGUGUGUGUGUGUGUGUGUGUGAAUGCAAUUAAUUACUUUGUGUAUUAUUGUCAUGUUACCAUAAAGAUUAAUGCAUACAGAGUGUACACACACACACACACACACACACACUACAACUGUCUCAUACACCCCUCAGUAUGUGUCUUUAUUUAGGAGUAAACAGGAAGCUGGUCAGUUACACAACAGUGGAUUAUUUAACAUCUCACUCUUUACAAACUCAACACAAACUCUCGCUCUCUAGAAAAUGACUUCCUGAAGAAAUGUGAGCAAAAAAUACUACAGUAGUGCAGGUUUCAGUGAGGGUUCUAAUGCUUGUGUCUUCUCUUCCCUGUGAUUGUGUACUUAUCGCUUUAUUAGCUUAAUAGUGUAAGCUAAAUGAGGCAUUGUGGACUUUAAGGGCGUACUCAUUUACCCAGAAUGCAUUGCUGUACAGAUUUAGUUUAAAAUGUACUUCUGUCAAGAGGAGCAAUAAAAUGUUUUUAUUUCAGUUCCAAAAUGAAUAUAUGAUUAUAAAAACACACAAAGACACAGAAAAACAAACAAAACAAAGUAAACUGCAGUUUUCUUAUAUGGCAUGUCAAGGAAAAUGCAACCUUCAUCCCAUAACAUGAUCCCACGAGGCAUCGUCACAUCCGUCACACUCACAAUCAGCAAGAAAAAAGGGAAAUGAAACAAUAUAAAAACACAUCAACAUGAAGUUAGAACUUUCAUUGUCUCUCACACAGAGUAGGGAGUGUGUGUGAGAUGUGUCUUGGAUAUCUCAUGGAGAUAAAUAUUAUGUACUCAUAAUGAAACUUUUCUCUUCAGGGUUUGGCCCAAGCUACACCUCCUUAUAAACUGUGUGAUGUCAUUACUAUUAUGUCCAUCUGUAAAUGUUCACUGUUGUUUUAACUGAAAUAAAGUAUUUCAAUGCAGUAAGA
Molecule: messenger RNA, 3286 nt
Organism: Tachysurus fulvidraco (yellow catfish)
Lineage: Eukaryota; Metazoa; Chordata; Actinopteri; Siluriformes; Bagridae
Gene: cdk14
Product: cyclin-dependent kinase 14
Exons: 15
Coding region: 290-1639 (449 amino acids)
Biological process (GO): protein phosphorylation
Cellular component (GO): nucleus; cytoplasm; cytosol
Molecular function (GO): cyclin-dependent protein serine/threonine kinase activity; ATP binding; cyclin binding
Source: RefSeq, a predicted model, not a curated record